CUAGUAGCUAUGGGCGGCCUAAGCAAAUUAAAACCCUUGGAAUUUAGACGGUUUUUGAGAUGGAUGUUUAAUGAUGAUUGAGACCUAAAAGAACCACAAGACAUAUACUAGACUAACGUGACCAUCACCAACCCAACAACCAUAUUAAUCAAGCAACGGCAGAAAGCUUGUGAACCCAGUUAUCUUUAUUCAUCAUUUCCCUAUUCAGCCGGUCAUUUAAGUUACUACAUUUUAUGAGAGAGAAACUUCUUCCAAAGUCAUAACCGGAUUUGACUUGAGAUAUAUACUCUUAAUUCUUUCUUGGGCUUCUCGCUGCAAACUAUAAUUAUUUUAUUUUAUGUUUUUAUGAGCUUCUAGUGUUUGUCUUUCUCUUUCUCUCUGCCUCUCUCCUUCAAUUUCUUUGGUAAAGGGCGAUUGACACAAUAAUUGUUUGCGGCUAAAUCCACGACGUUCCGAGUUGAUAGCAAUAAGACUAGAAGCCAUGCUAGGAGAUCCCUCACGUUAGCCAUGUAUAAGGAGAACCAUAUAUCAAGAAUUAGAAGGUUUCCAAAUUGGCUCAAAAGAAAAAACAAGCGAGCCAACCCCAGUCAACCCUUUGAAGUGUCAGAGGGAAAUGAAAAACAUGAAAGUGACGAUUGGCUAGAUGACGUUCUCUUUCCAUGCAUUUCGACCAAUGAGUUGAGACUCUUUGUGGGCACUUGGAAUGUAGCGGGAAAGUCUCCCAUGGGAAGCUUGGCGGUAGAUUUGGAAGAGUGGUUGAACCUUAAGGAUGCUGCCGACAUAUAUGUUCUUGGAUUCCAAGAGAUUGUACCUUUAAACACCCGAACUGUGAUUGGAGCAGAAGACCCAACCGAGGCAACAAAUUGGAACCUGCUCAUAGGAAAAGCUCUAAAUGACAAAUAUGGUUGCCCAUGGUUGACACCUAUGUUGAAUCCAAUCUCAAGCGACAACUACCUCUAUGUUCCAGUUCCUGACUCAGAAAGAAGGUUGAGUGUUAGCAGCAAUAUUGCUGGGACUCCAAUGAAAGAAAGGUCGAAAACUCAGCACGAGAGACUAAAAGAAGGUAGUAAAUACAAGCUCAUGGCAAGCAAGAAGAUGGUUGGAGUUUUCACAAGCGUAUGGAUGAAGAAGGAAUUGCUGAGAAAGUACUGCAUUUCAAAUGUUAAAGUUUCCUCAGUAGCAUGUGGAAUCAUGGGUUACUUGGGAAACAAAGGUGCGGUUUCGGUUAGUAUGUCCAUUGAAGGAACUAGUUUUUGCUUUAUUACUGCGCAUUUAGCUUCCGGGGAGAAGAAAGGCGAUGAAGGCAGAAGGAAUCAUCAAGUUUCAGAGAUUUUUAGGCGAACUUCUUUCCCUCGGUCCCCUGAUGAUGAUGAUAAUCCUCAUCCUCUCACCAUCUUUGGACACGAUCGGAUAUUCUGGUUCGGGGAUCUCAAUUAUAGGCUCUAUUUGGAGGACAAUUUCGCCAGGUCACUAAUAAAGAGUAAAGACUGGAGAGCGUUGCAAGAAUUCGAUCAACUUCGGAGGGAACAAGAAAAUGGUGGGGUGUUUCAGGGUUGGAAAGAGGGAAACAUAGAAUUCGCACCUACCUACAAGUAUUCUAAUUCUAAUUCCAAUCGAUACUCAGGUGGACUUCCAAAUGGAUCGGGAGAGAAGCAAAGGACUCCAGCAUGGUGUGACAGAAUUCUGUGGUAUGGAAAAGGAGUCAAGCAACUUUCCUAUUUUCGCGGUGAAAGUAAGUUCUCUGAUCAUCGGCCUGUCUCUGCCCUAUUCUCAACACAGGUAGAAGUAAUCAGACCUAAUAAUACAAGAGUUGUCGAACUGCACACAAUUCUUCCCACCAUACAGCCUACUGAUCAAACUGGUCCAAGCAGAAGUGACGAACAGGUUAAGUGUACAUUGCUAUCAUUAAUGGUGAAAGACAUGAAAGCAUCACCAACACAAACAAUGUAGAGCAAAUAAUUGAGAAUGAAUGCAGCCGACCCUUUAGAUGUUGAGUUGUCAUAUGAUGGCUUCAUGGGAAUGUGUCAAUUUUGUAUUCUUAUUCUUCCUUCCUAUAAUCUCCAGGAAACACCUAAAAACUAAAAUCAACAUAUCUAAGAUGUAUAUGUUACGUCCAAGUAAUUAUGAUUGAAAAGUUAUCUACCGAAUGAGAAACUGAUACGAGAGUCUGAGCAUCGAUUUUCUUUAAA
Ziziphus jujuba (common jujube) is the source of this 2189-nucleotide messenger RNA. Its product is annotated as type IV inositol polyphosphate 5-phosphatase 7. The transcript has 8 exons. Gene Ontology annotation, biological process: phosphatidylinositol dephosphorylation. The record is from RefSeq and is a predicted model, not a curated record. Bases 508 to 1950 code for a protein of 480 amino acids. Gene Ontology annotation, molecular function: phosphatidylinositol-3,4,5-trisphosphate 5-phosphatase activity; phosphatidylinositol-4,5-bisphosphate 5-phosphatase activity; inositol-polyphosphate 5-phosphatase activity. NCBI's taxonomy places the organism in Eukaryota, Viridiplantae, Streptophyta, Magnoliopsida, Rosales, Rhamnaceae.